UGGAUCCACCACUAUAUAAGAAGACGAUAGAGCGAAGCUUGAGAUGAAGAGUAGAGUCAUUCUCAGCCAUAGAGAGAGAAGAGAUAACAUUAACAACAACAGAGACAGCUUCUGUAAUUAUACACAGAUUGAUACCAUGGAGAGAAAGCCCUUUGAGGUUGAGACGACGACAACGACGACGGCGACGGAGGAUCACAAACCCUACUCCGCCGUCGAUGGUGGUGGUUCUGAUUUGACAUCGACGGUCGAUUCAUUUGACGACGAGCAGAAAAAGCUCGUUUAUAGAGGCUGGAAAGUCAUGCCUUUUAUCAUUGGUAAUGAAACAUUUGAGAAGAUUGGCAUCAUUGGGACAUUAUCAAACCUUCUUGUCUACCUAACUCAAGUAUUCAACCUCAAGAGUGUUACAGCUGCAACAAUCAUCAAUGCCUUUAGUGGCACAAUCAAUUUCGGGACUUUCGUCGCUGCUUUUCUCUGCGACACUUACUUUGGUCGCUACAAGACUCUCAGUGUUGCUGUCAUCGCUUGUUUCCUGGGAUCGUUUGUGAUACUAAUGACUGCUGCAGUUCCUGGAUUGCACCCGACUCCUUGUGGAACAAAAAGCUUUUGCCAAGGCCCAAGUGGUGGCCAGAUUGCGUUUCUGCUGAUGGGUUUAGCGCUUCUUGUGGUAGGAGCAGGUGGGAUCAGGCCGUGUAACUUGGCGUUUGGAGCUGAUCAGUUUAACCCCAAAUCCGAAUCAGGAAAGAAAGGAAUCAACAGUUUCUUCAACUGGUAUUUCUUCACUUUCACGUUCGCUCAGAUCAUCUCGCUCACGCUGGUUGUGUAUAUCCAGUCGAAUGUGAGCUGGACGAUCGGUUUGAGUAUACCGGUUGGUCUAAUGUUCUUGGCGUGUGUGAUUUUCUUCGCUGGUGAUAAGUUGUAUGUAAAAGUGAAAGCCUCUGGUAGUCCUUUGGCUAGUAUCGGUCAUGUUAUAGUAGCAGCGAUCAAGAAACGAGGAUUGAAGCCAGUUAAGCAGCCUUGGCUCGAACUUUACAACCACAUUCCUAUUAACUAUCCAAAUACUACACUAAAAUACACUGACCAGUUUAGAUUUCUAGACAAAGCAGCGAUUAUGACCCCUGAGGACAAGUUGAAAUCCGAUGGAGCUGCUUCUGAUCCAUGGAAGCUAUGUACGAUGCAGCACGUGGAAGAAGUGAAAUGCAUCGUGAGAGUGAUUCCGAUCUGGUUUGCUUGCGCCAUUUACUACCUAGCAAUAAGUAUGCAAAUGACUUAUCCGGUCUUCCAAGCCUUCCAGGGUGACCGGAGAUUAGGUUCCGGCGGCUUCAAGAUUCCCGCAGCCACCUAUGUAGUGUUCUUGAUGACCGGUAUGACUGUUUUCAUCAUCUUCUACGACCGUGUCCUUGUCCCGUCACUGAGAAGAGUGACCAGGCUAGACACUGGUAUAACACUCUUACAGAGAAUCGGAGCUGGCAUUUUCUUUGCUGUGUUGAGUUUGUUGGUCUCGGCGUUCAUAGAGGAACGUAGAAGAAACUUUGCGCUGACGAGACCUACACUAGGGAUUGAGCCACGAAGGGGAGAGAUCUCGUCCAUGUCGGCUAUGUGGCUGAUUCCGCAGCUCUUGCUUGCAGGGGUAGCAGAAGCUUUUGCAGCUAUUGGACAAAUGGAGUUUUACUACAAGCAGUUUCCUGAAAACAUGAAGAGCUUUGCUGGUUCCAUCUUCUAUGUUGGGGCAGGUGUUUCGAGCUACCUUUCUAGCUUCUUGAUCUCGACUGUUCAUCGAAUGACUGAACAUUCGCCUUCCGGGAAUUGGUUAGCUGAGGAUCUGAACAAAGGGAAAUUGGAUUACUUUUAUUUCAUGCUCACUGGACUCAUGGUCGUUAACAUGGUUUACUUCUUGUUAGUGGCUAAAUGGUAUAGAUACAAAGGAAGUAAUGAUGAAGACAAACCUGUGAUUGAGACCAAUGAAGAAGAGAAGAAGCAGCAUCAGCAACUAGACAAGAACUCUGUCUGAUCUCGAAACUUUAUUGUAUUUUGGUCUUCUUCUUCAGUCUCUCUCCUCUUUGUUGUUGUACUCUUAUAGAUGAGAUGAAUGAAGAGAAUCACUUCAUCUUUUUUAUACAUGUAUUGUUGUAAAAUAAGUUUUUUUUUGCUAAUAUCAUACUGCGUACAACGAUUCUGUA
This is a messenger RNA of Eutrema salsugineum, 2177 nucleotides long. Its product is annotated as protein NRT1/ PTR FAMILY 2.10. Bases 44 to 2008 code for a protein of 654 amino acids. Gene Ontology annotation, molecular function: transmembrane transporter activity. Gene Ontology annotation, cellular component: plasma membrane. The record is from RefSeq and is a predicted model, not a curated record. Lineage: Eukaryota; Viridiplantae; Streptophyta; Magnoliopsida; Brassicales; Brassicaceae. Gene Ontology annotation, biological process: transmembrane transport. The transcript has 4 exons.